GUGACAACAGAUGGUCACGUGGCCCACCACCCGGUCACCUGGUUUGAUCCACUUUGUUUUCGGGGUUCGGGUUCGGGUUUGGGCUUCUCACCGGACAUGUCAGCCCGUCACGUCUCCUGACGGCCCAACAGGCUCCUCGGAUGCUGCGUUCACGUCCCGUGGGAAGGCGGACAGAAGUCAACCCGUCAACGCGACUCGAAGGAAGUUUUCAGGCAGGGGAUGCCGGCCGGGCUGCGGGUGGCGGUGAUCGGCGCCGGGGCGGCCGGGCUCUGCGCCGCCAGACACGUCCUGUCCCGGCCGAGGAGCUUCGCCCCCCCCGUGGUGUUUGAGCAGAGCGGGCACGUGGGCGGCACCUGGUUCUACGAGGAGCAGGCGGAGCGCGGGGACGGGCGGCCUGUCCACAGCAGCAUGUACAGAGACCUGCGGACCAACCUGCCCAAAGAGGUGAUGAUGUUCCCCGACUUCCCCUUCGAGCCCCAGCUGCCCAGCUUCCUGCCCCACCAGGAGGUGCAGAGAUACCUGGAGAGCUACAGCGAGCGCCACGGCGUCCGGCCGCACAUCCGGUUCCACACGCUGGUGGAGGAGGUCAACCCCGUCGUCAUGGAGACGGAGGGCGAGGAGGCGAGGACCACGUGGGCGGUGACGUCGUCUGACGAGUCGGGACGUCGGAGGACGGAGACUUUCUGCUCGGUUUUCGUCUGCACCGGGCACUACUCCGACCCUCACAUCCCAAACAUCCCAGGGAUCGAGAACUUUACAGGCUCGCUGCUGCACAGUCACUCGUACAGAGAGCCCGAGCCGUUCAGCGGUCGCUCUGUGGUCGUGCUGGGAGCCAGCGCCUCCGGCCUCGACAUCUCCCUGGAGCUGGCUGCCGUCGGCGCCCAGGUGACCCUCAGUCACGCCCGUCCUGACGUCACCUUGCCUGCGUCCUCGGGGGUCCAGCAGGUCGCUCCGGUGGUGGCGGUGGAACAGGACGGCAGCUUGCGCCUCCAGGACGGCUCGCGGCGGGACGCCGACGUGCUGCUGCUCUGCACCGGGUACAGGUACAGCUUCCCCUUCCUGCGGCCCGCCCGCCUCGGCCUGGACGUCCGGCAGCACCUGGUGACCCCCCUGUACCUGCACCUGGUCCCGCCCGCCUUCCCCUCGCUCUUCUUCAUCGGCAUCUGCCAGCUCAUCGUCCCGUUCCCCUGCGUCCACGUCCAGGUGCAGUUUGCCCUGGCCGUGCUGCAGGGCUCGGUGUCUCUGCCGUCCCGGGCCGUCAUGGAGGAGGAGGUGCGUCGGGAGCAGGAGGAGAAGACGGGGCGGGGCGUGGCUCCGCGGCACCUCCUGCGCCUCCAGCAGGAGCAGUGGAGCUACUACGAGGAGCUGGCCCGCCGCGGAGGCUUCGCCCCGCCCCCGCCCGUCACCCGCAGCCUGUACGAGGAGGUGUGGCGGCAGAGACGCCACAGCCUCGGGACGUACAGGAGCGCCAACUACAGGCUGCUGAGCGCCACGCGCUGGGAGGCCCGGCCGGGACAGGGCUCAACCUGAGGCUCCUCGCUCUGAUCCGGCUCGUCUGGGCGGCCAAACACACUUUGAAGGAUUCACUGUUUUAAUCCAGAUUUUAAUCCAGAUUCUUCUCUUUCUC
Molecule: messenger RNA, 1627 nt
Organism: Myripristis murdjan (pinecone soldierfish)
Lineage: Eukaryota; Metazoa; Chordata; Actinopteri; Holocentriformes; Holocentridae
Product: flavin-containing monooxygenase FMO GS-OX5
Exons: 12
Coding region: 220-1530 (436 amino acids)
Molecular function (GO): N,N-dimethylaniline monooxygenase activity; flavin adenine dinucleotide binding; NADP binding
Source: RefSeq, a predicted model, not a curated record